This is a messenger RNA of Arachis ipaensis, 933 nucleotides long. RefSeq lists its product as uncharacterized. The record is from RefSeq and is a predicted model, not a curated record. Lineage: Eukaryota; Viridiplantae; Streptophyta; Magnoliopsida; Fabales; Fabaceae.
AUGGAGCGGUCGGAAAUUAUUAAGCGAUGCGUGUCUUUUUAUGAAGAGAUGAGAUCCAACCAUGAAGAAAGAAUGUUGUUCUUUGUGCUUACGCUGUUUGUUUACUUUAGGGGUAGAACUAGUGGCCAACUAUCGUUAGGCGGAAGAAUGAAUAGUAGAAUUAGACGUGAGGCUUUAGAGCGUAUUGUUGGUGAGGGUGAUAGGAAUUGUAUCUCAGAGUUGAGAAUGAACACAAAUGCCUUUGCUAACUUGUGUGAGUUGCUCCAAGUUCAGGGCGGAAUUACAGAAGAUGGUCAUGUAAGCCUGCCGGAGCAGGUUGCGACCUUCUUAAUUAUCUUAACGCAUCACAAGAAAAACCGUAGUCUACAGGUUAGAUUUUGUAAGUCCGGCGAGACAGUUAGUAAGUAUUUUAAUAAAGUUUUGAAGGCUGUAAUACGGAUUCAAGGGAUGUUGUUCGCGAAGGCUACACCAGUUGCCGAGGACUGUGUUGACCCCACAUGGCGAAGGUUUAAGGGUUGCUUGGGAGCAUUAGAUGGCACUUAUAUAGAGGUGACAGUCCCCGAGUCUGAGAAGGCAAGGUACCGCAUAAGAAAGGGUAAAAUCUGCACGAAUGUCUUAGGAGUGUGUAACCGGGAGAUGGGUUUUGUCUACAUACUCAGUGGAUGGGAGGGUUCGGCAUCUGAUUCACGGUUGAUGCUGGCUACACAAAUGGUCCGGGGUUUCUUGCACCGUAUAGAGGGACUUGAUAUCAUAAAGAGUAUGGAGAUGGACCCGGAGGAGGAAGGUAGCAUAUUGGAUGAAUUUACGCCCGAUGGAGACGAGGAACAACAUGGAUUGAGCGAGGUGGUCGAAAACACGAACGAGUGGAGUCACUGGCGUGACAACAUAGCAAAUGAGAUGUAUGAAGAGUGGCGUGCAAGUCGUACGAAGUAG